AUGUCUGGCUUAGAAUUUGGAGAAGAUGCUUGGGGUACCAUAGACAAACUUUACCCUUCAGAUUGGCGUAAGACUCCAGGUUUACCUGAGCUCAGCGCAAGAGAACAGCUUCAAUCUUAUUUAGAAAGAACCACAGAGGAACGGAAGAACUCUGGCCCAUUCUUUUGUGGUUUGCAUCCUUCUGAGAAUGAACUACCUGGUGCAGAUGCCUUGAAAAAAAUGAACACAAUGUUGCAGUCAGAACCAGAGGCUUGGCCCAGUCAUAUCCAUGAUGUAUUCAAGACCCAAUUAUCACAUCACAUGGUAAACUUCUGGAUAUUCAUGACAGAAAUUGCAAAUUUUAUGCCAACACCAGUUCUACAAAAGACUUUGGUUGAAGUUAUAAUAGAAAAAGACAGAUUGUGGUCACCACCAGCUGAAGAAGAGAGUCCAAGGAUAGCAGCAAUAUUGUAUGAUUUACAGAUCAGCUAUGAAGAUAAAAUGAGAGAGCAUGUCCAAUUACUCAACAAUAAAGACAUUUAUGAUACUGCUCCCAGGAAGCCCCAGGAAGUAGUGGAUGUAUUUGCAGAAGUGGUGGAUGUCUUCUCAAGACAUGAGCAAGAGAGAAUGGGAGAGUAUGGUAUCCGCCUUGCAAAAGAGUGGUCAUCUGGUGAGCAGGUGGAGCUGUAUAAACACUGGGCUUCUCGUGAGUAA
Molecule: messenger RNA, 693 nt
Organism: Melampsora larici-populina 98AG31
Lineage: Eukaryota; Fungi; Basidiomycota; Pucciniomycetes; Pucciniales; Melampsoraceae
Exons: 4
Coding region: 1-693 (230 amino acids)
Source: RefSeq, a predicted model, not a curated record